AUGGCAAUAAAGUCUAACUGUAACAUUAAAUUAGAAUAUGAUAUGGUUCAGACAAAGCAAGAUUGCUUAUGUGUUUUGGUUUCUUUCAACCAAAGUUCUUGCUGGAAGAAGAAGCUUCCACUAUCUUAUGGAAGAAAUGAUCAAGUAGUAAAAGGAAUUUUUGUCAUGAAAUUGAUGAAAAACGAUCCUUUUUCUUCCAUUUCAAAUCAAAAGAAAGAUCAUGAAACUUUGAUUAUUGUAAUUUUGGUUCUUUUAGGAAGCUCUAUGCUUGUCAUUGUGACAUUACUUGGAGCAAUGUUUUUUGGGUUUCCUUACAACCGCAAGAAGAUAAAAAGUUGUAGAACCAACAAAAAUGUUGUUGACAAUAACUUGCGCAAUCUUAGCUUCAAGGAAAUCGUUGAAGCAACGAGUAACUUCAGAGAGGAACUUGGAAGAGGGUCUUGUAGCGUUGUGUACAAAGGAACAAUAGAGAUGAUGGUUGAUGUAGCCGUUAAGAAACUUGAUAAGUUGCUUCAAGAUAGUGAUAAGGAAUUUCAGACCGAAAUGAGUGUGAUAGGACAAACUCAUCACAGAAACCUUGUUCGUCUUCUUGGAUAUUGCAAUGAGGGACAACAUCGGAUUUUGGCUUACGAGUUAAUGAGCAACGGAACUUUAGCAAGCUUCCUUUUCACCUCUUUAAAACCAAAUUGGAACCAACGAUUCCAAAUUGUUCUUGGAAUUGCUAGAGGUCUUGUAUACUUGCAUGAAGGAUGUUGCACCCAAAUCAUCCAUUGUGAUAUUAAACCCCAAAAUAUACUUCUAGAUGAUCACUACAAUGCUAGGAUUUCAGAUUUUGGGUUAGCAAAGCUAUUGCUGAUUAAUCAGAGCCACACCGAAACUGGAAUUAGAGGAACCAAAGGGUAUGUUGCGCCAGAUUGGUUUAGGAGUGCACCAAUCACUGCAAAAGUUGAUACUUAUAGUUUUGGUGUAUUGUUGUUAGAGAUCAUUUGUUGUAGGAAAAAUGUAGAGAAGGAAUUUGUUAAUGAAGAACAAGGGAUUUUAACUGAUUGGGCUUAUGAUUGCUAUAAGACUAAAAGACUUGACAAUCUCUUAGAAAAUGAUAAUGAGGUCGGAAAUGACAUGAUGAGUUUGGAAAAGUUUGUCAUGAUUGUUAUUUGGUGUAUUCAAGAAGAUCCUUCUCUUAGGCCAACAAUGAAGGAGGUUUUACUGAUGUUAGAAGGAAUAGUCGAAGUUGUUGUUCCCCGAAGUCCCUAUCUUUAUGGUUCUGUAAGUUGUAAUUAA
Messenger RNA from Vicia faba (fava bean), 1281 nucleotides. The record is from the annotation of a GenBank genome assembly. Lineage: Eukaryota; Viridiplantae; Streptophyta; Magnoliopsida; Fabales; Fabaceae.